AUGAAUGGAAAUGCAUCGACUUCUAAUGUUGUUCCGUGGGAAGAGUCGGUGCUCAAUCCAGAUGCACCGGCCUUUCAGCCGGCUCACUCCGAUCACUCCGAUGAUCAUUCCCUCUUUUUAACUUUCUCAAACGGGUUCCCUUUGUCGGAGGACCAAGUCUUCAAUUUUUUUGACAGCAUGUACAAAGGUUUAGUGGAGAAGGUUUAUGUGCACAAACCUAGGGCAGGAGUCAAGCCUUCUCUCUUUGGGAGAAUCGUGUUCAAACGUGCGCUGAUUCCAAAUCUUGUGAUGGGAGCCAAGGAAAAGGUGAGUUUCAGCGUUGAAGGCCGUGCGCUUUGCUGCCGCAGGUUCGAUUCCAAGAAGUCCAAGAACGCAGAGCCCUCCGUUGCACCAGUCGCCGACGAAGACAUCGGGAGUACCAGGCGCCGUGAAGCUGGGAGUGACGGUGAUGAUGAGUGA
This is a messenger RNA of Microthlaspi erraticum, 459 nucleotides long. The record is from the annotation of a GenBank genome assembly. NCBI's taxonomy places the organism in Eukaryota, Viridiplantae, Streptophyta, Magnoliopsida, Brassicales, Brassicaceae.